AUGAAGUCGUAUAGGUCCAAAGGGGAAGCUACUCCGCCGCAGUUGAAGGAAGCUGCCACGGAGGUCGACCUAUAUCAAUACGUCGCUCAGUCGUACAGAGCGUAUGAGCAAAUUCUCCACCAAUUACCGAGCAAGCAAAUCGCGACGACGUGCGAAAACCCAUGCGACGCCGAGUCUGAUCGCGGAUCAGACAGUGGCCGCCGGUCCGACCACGUUUUUCUGCCUCGAGAGGUAUCGGACGCCAUUGGAACGUAUUUGGAGAGCGUGCGUUGCCUCAGCUUUGAGCCACUUGAAGAGGCGGUAGAUCGACCAAGCGUUCGUGGAGGUUUCGGCGGCCUGCUCAUCAACCUAGGCCUUAUCUUCACGAAGGCAGCACAGGGCGAUCUGCAUGCCGCCCUGGAAAGAAUAGGCCGCUGCGUUGAGGUUUGCGAGCGAUAUCCUGGCUUGUGUCGCAGCACGGUGGGAUGCCACCUGGCCCACAUAGCGCUGGUAUCUCUCGCAGCGGUUGGUGGGUCCAGAGCUCAAACGAUGUAUGACAGGCUGCGGGGGUCCUACAACUCGUGUCGCCCUGCUGGCUCGCGGCCCGUACCCCCUUUGGAGGAGUGGGACCGAGUGGAUGCCUUCUGCGACGAUUCCUUUUGCAGGGCGAUGGACCUCGCUUCAGGCAAACUGAAGGCUCUCUCGGCACCACCCGUGGAUAGCAUUGACACCUGCGUGGAAGGGAAGGGCACGGACAGUGACAAGGGCGAGACCAUUUUCCAAGAAGGCUGGCAAACCCAGAGCGCCACGCUGCCAGCAUCCAACAUUCCCGAGAAGUAAGCACAUUGACGUGAGGCACCAUUUUCUUCGGAAUUUGACAGAAGAGGGAGUGUUGGAAAUCAGUCAUGUCGCUAGCGAAAGACAGCAUGCGGACAUCCUGACGAAGGCGCUGCCGAGAGAUCUUUUUGAAGUUCAUCGUAAUUUUGCUCUAGGCUCGAGAUCUGAGAAGUAGAUAGAGGUCUGAGUCGUGUUUUCAAUUUUUGCUAUUUCUGAUAUAUAUUUGGUCUGGUCGAGACAACAGCCCCAAGGGAGGGUGUUCGUGAUUAUUGCUGCUGUGUGUCGACAAGUAGCGCAGAACACUAACAGGAAGUUCAAAUAACGGGACUGUCGUUUGGUAGGAAUGUUUCUAGGAAUGUUCUUCGUGGAUGGUGUUCUCGGUAUGUCGGAUGGUUCAUAGACCCGAGCGUGUUCUCGGUAUGUCGGAUAGUACAUUGGUCCGAGUUCCAUGUUUUGUGUGUUGGUCGAGCGACAUGGCUGAUGCUGCGGUGCUCGCGCACCCAGCUCACUCCACUCUGCUACCCUGUCUCUCGACCCAAGGUCUCAUCAAUACAACAUAUUUUCCCCAGAAGCCACGAGUUUACCAACAUA
Ectocarpus siliculosus is the source of this 1407-nucleotide messenger RNA. Lineage: Eukaryota; Phaeophyceae; Ectocarpales; Ectocarpaceae. The record is from the annotation of a GenBank genome assembly.